Striga asiatica is the source of this 777-nucleotide messenger RNA. Lineage: Eukaryota; Viridiplantae; Streptophyta; Magnoliopsida; Lamiales; Orobanchaceae. The record is from the annotation of a GenBank genome assembly.
UUGUUUUUACCUGUUUGUUCAAACCUGCAGCAUUUCAUGACGAUCCUCUUUGUCCAGCACUUGCACAAUCUUGCUUUACGAAGUUCUCUAGAGGAGAAACAUGUUUCAUGCCAACUCACUGAUGCUUCCAUUUGUUACAUUGUCUUGUGCUCUGGUGUAGCUACUGAAAAUGGAUCAGAGGGAAGUGAUGAUCAAAUAUCUGGAGGAGAUAUAAGUGUUUUUCCAUUCCGUAGUCCUCGACAUUACAAUUUUCCAGAGCAGAAUGUGUUCCUCGAAACUGAAUUUAAGAUGCAUCAUGUUAGUAACUGGAUAAAGAAAAAUGAGCGUUAUGAGGUGGCUCAACAAGCUUCCAAUGUGGAGCAUAUGAUGGAAGGAAUAAAACGAUCAGCAAAGGUAGGUUCUGACGAUAGUACUUGGCAAUCAACAGUUGAAUUUUCUGAAACUUCGAUUGAAAUUAUUGCAUUCAGAAUGGGAGUGUUAAGAGGGCUUUCCAAAUGGCGUGCAUGUUAUCUUGGAAUGGGAUUGCAUGAGAACUUGAUUGAUCACGCAACAUGGAAAACGGGGAAGUUGCUUGUACAAAUCGAAAGAAUUAUCAGGAUUUUGUCCUCCGUGGUGCAGCAUUGGCUACUAAAAUGUGUGAAGGUCCUCAUGUCUGAACCAAACAAUCAACUUCUCCCCUUCAGUAGUGGACUUUCUCCAGCGCAGCAGAUUGUUUCCAUCUUUCCAGUGAACUUGUUUCAAUCUGAAUCCGAUCAGAGCAUUGAAGUUGACUUGUAA